CUGCACUACUCGGCCGACCUCAAGAACCUCGUGCUGUACCUGCUGGGGGACCCGGGCCGGCCGCGCUCGGUGCACGACAUCAUGCCCAUGAUCGGCGCCCGCUUCUACACGCAGCUCGACGCCGCGCAGAUGCGCAGCGACGUCAUCGAGGAGGACCUGGCCAAGGAGGUGCAGAACGGGCGUCUGUUCCGGCUGCUGGCGAAGCUGGGGACCAUCAACGAGCGGCCGGAGUUCCAGAAGGAUCCCGCGUGGGCGGAGACGGGCGACCGGUACCUGCUCAAGCUCUUCCGCGACCACCUGUUCCACCAGGUCACGGCGGCCGGAGCCCCGUGGAUCGACCUCAGCCACAUCGUGUCCUGCCUCAACAAGCUGGACGCGGGCGUCCCGGAGCGCAUCAGCCUGGCGUCGCGCGACGCCACGAGCGUCCUGGUGGUCAGCUACGGCGACCUCAAGCGCUGCUUCGAGGACGCCUUCCAGGAGCUGCUGGCGGCCGCCGCCGCGCCCUGAGCCCGCACACGCCACGCGGGACACGCCACGCGCGGACACGCCACACGCGGACACGCCACACGCGGACACGCCACACGUGCGGACACGCCACACGUGCGGACACGCCCCACGCGCGGACACGCCCCACGCGCGGACACGCCACACGCGCGGGGACACACCACGCGCGGACACGCCACGCGCGCGGACACGGCUACACGCGUGGGCCAGACCCGGCCCGCGCGGAGGCGGCCGACCCCGGCCUCCCUCCGCCCGGUGCGCGGGCGACACGCGUGUCUGCGGCCCGCGGCCCCCUCCCCCCUCCGCGCUCAGGACUCACCCACGCGUGACCUCCCCACACGCGUGAGCCCCGGGACGGAUUCGCCUCACGAGCGGGACGCCAGGACGCACCCACGCGUGACCCACGCGCGACCGGGCGCCGUUUUCUACGUGUCCCCACGACGCGUGUCUUCUGUGCGCGGGACACGCAUGUCGGGCGCAAGCACGGAGCGUGCCACGGGACCAGCGUGCCACGGGACCAGCGUGCGACGCGCCACGCGUGGGACGCCCCACCGGGAGCCCCGGGCGGGCGCGGGCCCCGGGGUCACACGUGUGACACGACCCGCCGGCGCGGGCGGGUCUCGGCUCUUUUGUAUUUAUUUCUCACGCCCGUGGGGGCCCCGCGCGCACGCGCGUGUGCCCGGCCCACGCCCGGGCCCCUCCCCCGCGCGGCUGCGGUUUUUUAAUAAAGAUUCGCACACGCGG
Molecule: messenger RNA, 1248 nt
Organism: Psammomys obesus (fat sand rat)
Lineage: Eukaryota; Metazoa; Chordata; Mammalia; Rodentia; Muridae
Gene: Pan3
Product: poly(A) specific ribonuclease subunit PAN3
Exons: 5
Coding region: 82-507 (141 amino acids)
Biological process (GO): mRNA processing; nuclear-transcribed mRNA poly(A) tail shortening
Cellular component (GO): P-body; PAN complex
Molecular function (GO): poly(A) binding
Source: RefSeq, a predicted model, not a curated record